CGAGGCGGGCGGGAUUUCCCGCCCCGGCGGGGCCGCGGCCUGGGGCGUCACUGCCGCUUCCGCGCGGGAAGGGCGGGCGGGCGGGCGGUUUGAAGCAGCGAUGGCGGGCGAGCGGUUUGAAGCAGCGAUGGCGGGCGAGCUGGACUCCUCCUUGUCGCUGCUGGAGGCGGGCGGCGAGCGGGCGCUGCCGGAGGAGGAACGGCAGCGGCGCCGGGCGGGCGCGGAGAGCUCCGACCAGAUGCCCAUGGUGUUCCUCUGCGCCGGCUGCAAGCGGCCGGUGGGCGACACGCUGAACUGGGUGGCCAGCGAUGAGGAGGCGGGCUGCAUCCUGCUGCGGAGUGCGGCCGCCGGCGUCUCGGUGGACGAGGAGCGGAAGCUUUCCAAGCGGCCCGGCGACUGCGGAUGCAUGAUAGAAACAUUGUUCUGCUCUGGCUGCUCAUUGACGCUUGGCAACAUCUACAGAUGCACCCCAAAGCAUCUCGACUACAAGAGGGAUUUGUUCUGUUUCAGUAUUGACUCACUUGAAAGUUACAUUCUAGGAUCCUCAGAAAAACAAGCUCUUACUGAUGAGGAACCUUUAACUCUUGAAAGUCAAGCUGUCUUGGAAAACAUGAUAGAAAGGGCAGACACUGUAUUAAAGGUUCUGGAAGCAAGACUGACUGCUGUUGAAUCAAGUAUGGCUUCCCUUCACAGUGGAGUUUGAAAGAAAUUACAUGCAGGAAGUUUAACUGCAGGAGAACGAUGUAUGUGGAACUUGUCCUUGUAAUCCUCUGGAAUCUGUGGGAACAUUACAAAAGCUGUGCAAAGAACCGAAAGACAUUGUUGGCUCAUGCUGCAGUUGAGCAAUGCUGACUGAGUCUUCAGUGUAGACAAGGAGUUCUUCUUUUAUGUUGAAAGAUAGCCCAGAAAGAAAUAAAAUUUUUAAUUCAAAUUUCUAUAGACAUUUGGUUUAUAUGUAAAUAUGUAUUUAAAUUUUUAUCUCAAAGCAAAACAUUUAUUUCCUUAUUUACCUGCUAUUCAGUAUCUACUAAACUAAGUAUGCAUGUCCUUCCUAAACCAAUUUAAAAAAAAAUAUCUCUGAUGUCUGAAGGAAUAACAUAUAUCACUUUUCUUGUCUCCACAGCCUUUGAUUGAUGUGUGCUCAGACAGGAAUGGCACAAUAACUGUAUGGGGUGGUUUUGUUUUUUAUUGUGUGUUGUUUUGUUUUGUUUUUCACAAGCUUAAGUUGAAAAUGUAAAAGGAAGCUUUAAAAACAUUAGACAAAAUGGCUUUCCACACAGUAUUGAAGGUCAUAUGUUUUACAGCUUCAAGGGAAGGAAAACAAGGCUGGUAGCAGCACACCUUUAAGGAAAGCUUGGUGUAUAUAUUUGAGCAAUUAAUUAAAAAUGCUAACUUUUAGGUAGCUUUAAUCCUCUAGGUAGAUUCCUAGUACCAGUCUACUGUUUCCUCUAUAUUGCUACUAUAUGUAACGCAAGUAAAGUGUAUAUAUGUAAGCAAGUAUUCAAAAUAAGAAAUGGUUGCUUAUCUUAAGGUAAGCACAUUAAUUCCAUAGGUAUCUCUCUUCUAUCUACUAUGGGAAAAAUACCUGCUGAAGAAGGAACCCAAAAACCUAAUCCUACCAGUAUGUCCCUGAACUCGCAGGCAGAAAUGAUUACAGAGAAUCGGGAUUAGAAUCUGUGUUCCUGGAAUGGAACAAACAGGUAACAUGUUUUAAAACAAGUGCAUGCUAAGUAACCAUUUUUCUCUUUGGUUUAGUGUUAUGGUCUUCCAUAUAGUUUCUUUAUUGAAUACCUGCAUUUGGCAUCAGUGUAUAGUUAGAACAAUGUCUCUUAGCAUAUUGUACGUGAGAGCUCGAGUACAUUAACACAACAGACUCUCUUAAAAUAGCAUUUCCAUACUCUCAACGGGUUGUCAGCUGCUGUUUUGCUAAGGUGUGCAAUGAACAGUCUAAAUUUGGAAUAAGUUUUGUAUGAAUGUAGAGAUAUUUAUAUCUGCAUGGGGAAAUGUGUGUAUUUGGGUAUGUGUAUUCAAGAAGCUGAAACAAUUUUACUGUGAAGUUCAGUUAAGAGCUAGUAUCUUGAGUAGUUAACUGGGCUAAAGGUACUAUAAUAAAGAAUUAUCCUGUUUAAAUGUAUAAACGUGUAUUAUAGUACACCUGAACAAUUUUUAACCAUUAAGGAAAGCUCUAGUUUUUUCCUAACCAAAUAUAGUAGCAACGUUUUAGUGUGCCAGCAGGAUGUACUGUAUGCUGUCAUGUAAAGGAUAUUGCUCCUUGCUUAGUAAGCAGUGCCUAUUAAUGGUGACAGUUCCUUCUAUACCCAGUUUCUCGGUUCCUACCCUUGAACGCAGGGUAAAUAGGAAGUUUAAUUCUCCUUUGAGGGAAUCGGCAUGCGCUAUGGUAUGCUUCCUUAUACUUGUCCCAGGGACUUCGUGCAUUAUGCUCUAGGGAGGGGGAAAGUACCACUUUUUUUGGUGAGUUCUUUAACUUUGUAUGCAGGGGUUUAGUUCAAGUACAACAGGACUUCGCAGCUCACUCUAAUAAUGCACUUUAGAGACUAGUGGUGUAACAAAAUACAUGUCUUCAAAGGAUUAAAAUUGGAGUUUCAGUAUCCCUCAAUUCAGGCUUUAAACCACUUUUCUGUAACUUGAAAAUGACCCCAAAACACUAAGAAUAACAAGCAAAACUCCACAGGUACGGAGUCUCCUAGCAGAAUAGGAAUGAGGGCGGGUAAGGCGAUACAUUCCACACAAUGUAUUUAAGGUUGGAUAAUGUUGCACGUGUAGCUUGUUAAAAAAACACAUCAUGGAAUUGUCAAUUGAAUAAAAGUGUCAAAGUGUUACAGGUAUGCUAAAAAGAUCUGUAUGUACUUAGGAAAGAUGAAAACUGGGAAUUAGCUUAGAAGAGACUGGAGCUUUUAUAAAAUGCUUUUGGAGGGGAGAUAGGGAAUAGACAGGUGAGCUAUAUUUUAGUCCUAGUGUUCCUCUUAUGGCUGUUGAGUACUGUUUGCUAGAGUGUCAAUGUGUCUGAAAUACUGGCUAUAUUCUUUAACUGUUUAACGCAAACACCCUUACCCCCCUUUCCCUGUGUCUUUAGCCCUGAGUAAUGUUGACAGGAACCUUCCCACACAGUGCCUGCUGACAUCUUGGCUACUGUUACACAAUAAAGCAAUGAUUUUUCUCUUUUCUUACAAA
This is a messenger RNA of Tyto alba (common barn owl), 3192 nucleotides long. It is a transcript of the gene MIS18A, whose product is annotated as MIS18 kinetochore protein A. Bases 101 to 703 code for a protein of 200 amino acids. Gene Ontology annotation, biological process: CENP-A containing chromatin assembly; chromosome segregation. The record is from RefSeq and is a predicted model, not a curated record. Lineage: Eukaryota; Metazoa; Chordata; Aves; Strigiformes; Tytonidae. The transcript is spliced from 5 exons. Gene Ontology annotation, cellular component: nucleus; chromatin; chromosome, centromeric region.